This is a messenger RNA of Liolophura sinensis, 849 nucleotides long. RefSeq names its product solute carrier family 22 member 16-like. The record is from RefSeq and is a predicted model, not a curated record. The coding region runs from base 1 to 849 and encodes 282 amino acids. NCBI's taxonomy places the organism in Eukaryota, Metazoa, Mollusca, Polyplacophora, Chitonida, Chitonidae. The transcript is spliced from 6 exons.
AUGGGGUUUGUUCCGGAUCAAGGGGGAGAUAUUAAAGCUUCCAGCCCUAGGACAACGUCAGAGGAAUGCGAUGAAUUGUUACUUGAUGACAAACUUGUUGCUCCUCCCACAAAGAAGUACACAGUUCUUGACGCGGUUAGAAGUAGGCGGGUUAUUAUUGACAGCUUCCGUCACAUGCCUCGGAUGUCUGGUGUAUUUUGUCUGACAUUGGCCUCGUCUAAACUGGCUGGAGAUCGCUUCGUCAACUUUGCUCUUAUGGCAGCUGUGGAGCUCCCCUCUGGCAUUAUCUCUUAUCUAACAAUGCAACGGUUUGGAAGGAAAGCUACAAUAUUCAUCUUUGAUGGCAUCGCUGGAACGGCUCUCAUUGCUGCUGUUGCGUUGAAAGAGGUGUAUGGGAACGGUCUCGUCGUCACUGCUCUGUCCAUAACUGGUAAGUUUGGAGCCUCGGCCGCGUUUGGGUCUCUCUUCACAUACACACAAGAGCUGUACCCUACAAACCUCAGGAGUCUGGGGUUAGGCAUCUCCUCUGCAUCAGCACGUAUUGGUGGCAUGAUCGCCCCUUUCUCGCUCCUCGUGAUGAAGUACUACCCGUGGGGUACCAGGUACUGUAUUUGGAAGUCUAUCCCUGGUAGUUUGCGGUUUGGUGCUCUUCCUACCGGAGACAAAAGACAAAGAACUGCCUCAAACCAUCGAGGAGAUCGAGAAAUGGUCCAAGAAAUAAAUCAGAUGAAUCCUUUAACAGUUCUGUCAUUGUCCAAACUGUUUCUCUCGUGGUACUCAAUGGACACCUGCAUGGCAAAUGAGCACGUCAAAUACCAAGCUGCAACUACUGUGGAUUUGAUAAACUAG